Molecule: messenger RNA, 2322 nt
Organism: Babesia microti strain RI
Lineage: Eukaryota; Apicomplexa; Aconoidasida; Piroplasmida; Babesiidae
Exons: 1
Coding region: 1-2322 (773 amino acids)
Source: RefSeq, a predicted model, not a curated record
AUGAUCAACUUGAUCAUUUUUUUACCUACAGUACUCUCAUACGUGAGUAUUGUGUAUGCUAGUGAGAGUGAUUUAGGGGGGUUGCUGAGUGUACAUCAGGUUACAAAUGCAGAAAAUUUAUACGAAUUAGGCAUCAAGCAGUUAGACUCCUCAAUUAAGCUUUUGGAGGAUGCCAAAUUUACUGGGAAUAGAAUUCUGAGAGACUACGAACAAACUGUACAAUAUGUCGCUGCUCAUAUCGGACCAAGUGGCUCGUUUAUCAAGUUCUCCCCCGUAAUUAAACGGUUAAUAUCACAAAUCAACACGUUAACACAUGGUCUAAAUGAUGCACUAAGUCACGUAGAUCCCUUUCUAAGCAAGUUGAUGAACGAAAAGUCGCAGCUGGUAGCUAAUAAAAAUGUUAUUUCACAAGGAGCUGAGGAGAAUAUCUCAAAAUUAUCAACUCAGUCAGCACGAAAUUUGCUUAUUAGCAUCAAAAAAUCUUUGCAAACACUGGAACUUGGCGAAUUAAAUUCAAGAAAAUUGAAUACUAUAGCCGAGAAAAUCGGCACUGAUGUUAGACAUGCAAUUAAAAGUACCAACUCGACGCUAAACAUUUUGUUAGGCUAUCGGGUGACAUUCACAUUAGUGAUUGAUUCGGAAAAUAUCCUUUCGGACUCUGAAAAGUUCAAAAUUAACAUAUUUUCACACUCAAAAUUAUGCCACGGUACCACUAAUGAAGUUGUAAACUUGCAACAUAAGGCCAAAAUGUUGUUCCAAAAGUCGCUGAGUGAAGGAUUGCUACAUGAGGACAUAAAUAUGGGCAAAAAUUAUAUAAUCAGAAUUGAUUCCUAUGCACAUGAAUCCAACAAACUAGCUUCUGAAAUGAAUGCCAAGAAUUAUGCUAUGGCUUCAUCAGUUCGGUUCAUUAGGAAGGAUAUUGAUAAGUUGAAACGCAUUUUAGAUGAUUACAAAAACAGUCCUCACUCUGCUUACAAAAGAAUGGAUGUUAUUCACGUUGAGAUUGAUAAAAUUUAUGAAUCAAUUGGCACGGCACUGAAAUGGGCAAAUGCGGCUGUGAAAUCAAAUUUCUCAAUCUUGACUGCUACUAGAGAGACUUAUCAAGCACUGGAGAAUCUCCUUAAAAUUUCCAAAAAAUCGCAUUCCAUAAGAUCAACUUACACUACACAAUUAGAUGCGGAUUCAAAUUCUGGUCCAUUUUACGCGUCCACCACAGCUAUUGGUGAUAAACAUGAUCCAGAUGAUCUGUAUGGCUUAAAACACAGCGGAUAUAAUACUUCCAACAAUGACUCUUCUAGCAGAUAUAGUUACUACGUCAAAAAAUUUGGUGGACAUGGCUCCAGGUCCAAUCAUUCAACUUCAGAAUCAGGUGAAGAUGAUUGUUUAAAUGAUAAAUGUUGCAAGAAUUGCGAGAAAAGCAAGCCAUGGUAUAAGAGAUUUGGGCUUGGGUCGGUGAUUUCGGGUAUUCAAAAUAUGUUUGGAGCGUCAUACCAACAAGAUCAUUCGGAUGAUGAUCAUUAUCCGAAGUUUCCACAUUCGCCUUACAUAAUCCCAACUGCCCCGCCCAUAGAUUUGGUCCCAAAUGAUAUACACACAAAUACACGAUCAAAUAUAAUUAAAAAUGGAGUUACUGAAAAAGUUAUUCCAAUGUCGUCACCAAAUUCUGCCCAAUCUGAUCAUGAAAAAAAAGAACCUACAUCAGAUGAUAACAAAAACGAUCCUGUUGAUACUAAUUCCACAAAAAUAGAAGAUGUAGCUGAAACAAAAUCCAGUAUAGAAACGGAAACGGUUUCUAAUGACUUGGAGAAUAAAGCAGCCGAGACUGAAGAAUCUAUUGACACUGAACCGUAUGAAUCAGAAUCCGUAGGCACUAAAUCAUCUACGGGGAUUGAUAAUGAUACUACAGUUGAUCAGAACAGUGGAAAUGGACAUAACGCUAUCAAAACAACAAAUAAUCCACAUAUACAAUCAGUGAACCCCGAUUUUCAACCCGAAAAUCCAAACAAUCCACAUGUAAACCACUAUGGUUCGUUUGAAAUUCAGGCAAACAUAUUUGGCAACCAGGGCAACUUGGAAAACAUACAAAGGCUACAACAAGAUCCAAAAAUAAACGAAUUGAUUAUAAAGGGGAAAGAAUUUUUUGAACUAUUCAAUGCAGUAAAAAUGAAGUUGAUGAGAGGAUCCUCAUAUCUCAACUCAAAGAUGGUGUCCAUCAUGUUAGCAAAGAUCUUUCAAGGAUCUUUAUCCAAUUUGUGUUACAAUUUCAACCAAAAUCGCUACUAUUACGACACCCAAGCAUACAAUAGUGCGUUAUCUAAUUGA